ACUGUCGCCACUUUCGUGAGCUCCUGGGAGGUCCGGCGGAGCGUGGCCUGACUGCGUCUGUCGCCACUUUCGCGAGCUCCUGGGGAGCUACGGCGGAGUGCGGACACGCGGACGCACCUCAUAGUCUUGUCAUGCGUCCUGGGCGAAUCUGGUGCGUCCCUGUGGAACUAUUUUUUCCAGAGGUGCAGACCACGCCGAACAGGUCGCCGACCAGGUACGCAGAGAAAGGCCUCGAGGCCCCAGCCCGUCCUGUGGCAGAGCGCAGAAGGAGGUGCCCUCUAAGAAGGCAGGGUGCUUCUUGUGAGGAUUCGGACGACUUCUAAGAAGGCGGGGGGGAUGUUAACAAUCCCUCUACUGUACGGUGAGAGCAUUGAAUAAGGAACCCCUGGACAAGCCAGGACAUUGCUUACAGGACUUUGAACGUUCCACCUGGAGAGAACGAGUACAGUAGGGAAUGCGUCGACCCACGGCGGAAAUGUUCCUUGGCGCGCGAAUCCCUUGGCUUAUCCAAGUCCUCGUCUUGGGCCCCUGCAGAAAGCCGCUUCCUAUCGCGCAACCCGCUUCUGUGCGCCGCUGGGUCCUAACGGCGUCUGCUCGAAUUCCAGCCAGGGGUCGAUCAUCUGGAAGAUGUCGAUGGCCGUCUGGGCGACGAAGAAGACGAACAGCAUGCGCCACAAUAGCUGCUGCAGGUCGUCCACCCCGACGCACGCAGCCACUAUGGAGCUCAGCACGAACACGCCAUCCACCGUCAGGUACGCCUCGGUGAAGCUGUUGUGGAUAUCCCCCCACCACAGGUGCCAGGCGAAGUCGACUCCGAGCAGACACGUUGACGCCACAACGACCCACGUCGUCAGACCCGCCCGCGCGCACAGGGGCGAGGUGGAUGAGGACCAGCCCGAUGCACUGCAGGAUCCGCGAGAUCCCCAGCUGCGGGGAGGUCGAGGGGGAGUCCUCUCGGCUGUAGCAGAGGCCACCAGCCGUGCCAAAGGACAGGCCGAGCAACAUCAUGACGCUGCUGAGCCGGCAGCGGAUGCGCCUCAUCGCCCGCUGGCCGGCGACGAGUGUCUCCUCCAGCUCCGGGCGUAUAGAUGCGGUCGAGGAGGUGCCUUCCACGGAGCCCAUGCUGUUGCUGGUGAGGCUCGCCAUCGGAGACCAGAAGACAUCCGUGCCCAGGGCUGUGCCGCGACUUCUCCCCCGUCAGAUUGCCGCACGCCUUCGGCGGCAGUGUUGGGAGACAGUGGCGGCGCGACACGCGGCUUGCCGAGUGGUUGCGUGGACCGCCAUCGCCUGAGCCAAUAUGGCU
Molecule: messenger RNA, 1303 nt
Organism: Prorocentrum cordatum
Lineage: Eukaryota; Dinophyceae; Prorocentrales; Prorocentraceae
Source: the annotation of a GenBank genome assembly